Molecule: messenger RNA, 966 nt
Organism: Antechinus flavipes (yellow-footed antechinus)
Lineage: Eukaryota; Metazoa; Chordata; Mammalia; Dasyuromorphia; Dasyuridae
Gene: GNMT
Product: glycine N-methyltransferase
Exons: 6
Coding region: 16-903 (295 amino acids)
Biological process (GO): S-adenosylmethionine metabolic process; protein homotetramerization; one-carbon metabolic process
Cellular component (GO): cytosol
Molecular function (GO): glycine N-methyltransferase activity; identical protein binding; S-adenosyl-L-methionine binding
Source: RefSeq, a predicted model, not a curated record
GGGGGAGCUGAGAGGAUGGCAGACAGUGUGUACCGGACCCGCUCCUUGGGCGUGGCGGCCGAGGGGCUCCCAGACCAGUACGCCGACGGGGAGGCAGCGCGGGUCUGGCAGCUGUACAUAGGGGACACCCGAAGUCGUACUGCUGAGUACAAGGCCUGGCUCCUGGGGCUGCUGCACCAGCACGGCUGCCAGCAUGUGCUUGACGUGGCUUGUGGCACUGGGGUGGACUCCAUCAUGCUGGUGGAAGAGGGCUUCAAAGUGACCAGUGUGGACGCCAGUGACAAGAUGCUCAAGUACGCCCUGAAAGAACGAUGGAACCGUCGUCAUGAGGAAGCUUUUGACAAGUGGGUCAUUGAGGAGGCCAACUGGCUGACCCUGGACAAGGAUGUGCCCCUGCCCGCAGCAGGGGGCUUUGAUGCUGUUAUCUGCCUAGGUAACAGUUUUGCUCACUUGCCAGACUGCAAAGGCGACCAGAGCGAGCAUAAAUUGGCCCUGAAGAACAUUGCGGGCAUGGUGCGGCCUGGAGGCUUACUGGUUAUUGAUCAUCGAAACUAUGAUCACAUUCUCAGUACUGGCUGUGCCCCACCUGGCAAGAACAUCUACUAUAAGAGUGACCUAACUAAGGACAUCACUACAUCAGUGCUGACUGUGAACAACAAGGCUCACAUGGUAACCCUGGAUUACACUGUCCAAGUACCUGGUGCUGGGCAGGAUGGCAGCCUUGGCUUGAGUAAAUUCCGUCUCUCGUACUACCCUCACUGCCUGACACCCUUCACAGAGCUUCUUCGGGAAGCCUUCCAAGGGCGGUGCCAGCACAGUGUCCUUGGAGACUUCAAACCUUACAAGCCUGGCCAAACCUCUGCACCCUGCUAUUUUAUCCACGUGCUCAAGAAGACUGGCUGAACCACCAUGAAAGCACUUCAUAAACCCAACACAACACUUCUAAUAAACAAGAUUAACCUACAA